Molecule: messenger RNA, 1963 nt
Organism: Pangasianodon hypophthalmus (striped catfish)
Lineage: Eukaryota; Metazoa; Chordata; Actinopteri; Siluriformes; Pangasiidae
Gene: wdr38
Product: WD repeat domain 38
Exons: 9
Coding region: 136-1137 (333 amino acids)
Molecular function (GO): protein binding
Source: RefSeq, a predicted model, not a curated record
GUCACUGUGGAUACCAUGAACUCGUAAACACCUCCACCUACAGCUUAAGCUCCUUCUGGAAUUUAAAUGAUGCAAUAAGAAAUUAACUGUCUAUUAUUAUUUUUUAAAUAUGUAUAAUUCUUCAUAAGUGGAGCCAUGUGGCGGCGUCUGUCCAAGGACGUCAUCGUUGCGCACGUCACGUUCUUUUCAGGCCACAAAGGAGAGGUGAAUUGCUGUGCAUUCUCGCCUGACUGUCAACUCGUUCUCACAUGCUCAGAUGAUGGCCGCCUUUACCUUUGGAGAACGUUUAAGGGGAAACUUGUGGCCAAAGUACACGGUCACACAGGGCCAGUGAAAUGCUGCACUUUUUCCAAAGACGGCCGUUUGUUUGCGAGUGCGUCACACGACUGUACUGCACGUGUCUGGAGCACGUCACCCAUCCAGUGCGUUCACAUUUUGACAGGUCACUUGCGAAGUGUUGAGACGGUGUCCUUCAGUCCCGACGGCCGAAGCCUUGUAUCAGGGGGAUGGGACAACAUAGUACUGGUCUGGGACAUCCAAACUGGGCUCAACCUGAGGCAGUUCUGUGGUCACAGUGCUGCUGUUCAGAGCAGUGCAUUCUCCACAGAUUCACAGUGGCUGGCCACAGGCUCAUGGGAUCACACUGUGAAAGUGUGGAGGCUCAGUGGUGAUGAGGAGGUCGUGACCUUAACAGGGCAUCAGGGGAAUGUGGCCUGCCUCUGCUUCUCCAUCACUGGGAUGUUGGCAUCCGGUUCGUGGGAUGGAACAGUGCGCGUGUGGUCACUGCAGAGGCGUGAGUGUGUGUUCGUACUGGGUGAGGGCGAGCGUGUGUGGGUGAGGUGUGUGGCUUUCUGUCGAGAUGGAUCAGUACUAGCAUCCACUGCUGAAGGGGACAAGGUUAAAGUCUGGGACAUGGCAGAUGGCAGGUGUAUAAAGUGUUUACAGGGGCACAAGGACUCAGCAUACGGGUGUGUAUUCAGCCCUAGUGGUGCCCUGCUCACCAGUGGAUCUGACCAGCUAGCCCUGGGUGAGGAGGAAGACACUGAUGUUGAAGAGGAAGAAUACAAUAAGCGAGAGGACGGACAAGACAAACUAAAGCUUACACACUGUAAAUUUUUUUGGAAAACAGGAAGCUGACACCAUUUCUGUUUAAACAGUUUUCUCUGUGUUACUGCUUAGAUAAGGGUAUAGAGAAGAAUUUGUAUUUUUUGUUUUCUUUGGUGGAUAGAUUAGGUAAAAUAUUCUUACAGUUACAUUGAGUUUUGUUUAUUACUUUGGCUUCUGAAACCAAUAUCCCUUAUUUAAGAAGAAAGUUUUAAAAAUAACAAUAUAAAGCAAAUGCAACUCUGAUCUCUCCACCUCUUUAUUUUGUAUGUUAGGGCCUGACCUAGACUGGGGUCUGUAUUCAUCAACCAUCUCAGAAUUAAUAAAAAACAUGCUGUACUUGUUACAAAAAUGACAGCUCAGAGUAGUAUCUCCGAGUCACAUGAUAAAACUACUUGUACCUCAAUCUCAGUACUCUUGUGCACAUGCCCUUGUUGACUUGCCAUAUCUAUUUUCUCUUUGGGAAAUCCCUGACUCCUUCUUAGAAGCAUGUUAUUACUCUAUUAGCUUAAAUUAUUUUAAUCACUUCUGUGAAAGCUUGUAGUAUUGCACACAAAGGAGAUGACAAUUCAUUUGUACCAAUGACUGAAUAUAUGAGCAGACGUUGUAACAAGGAUUCAGAAGUGAAGCCAGAAUGUCUCUGAUACCCUCAUGUGGCUGGCUGCAGUACAAUUCUUAACCCUGCCCAUUCCCAUGUUAAUGUGACAGAUGGAAAGCUUUUAUUUUAGCUUAUAUCUCCAUAAAUUAUUUUCGGGAAUAGUGUUCUGUUGUUUCUACAAGUUCAGCAGACCUUUCCAUUAUGAUAAAUGUGUUUUAUAAGACUUAUUUGAUGAUAAAUAAAAGGGUGUGGUUGAUGAGA